AAAGGGGUGAAAUUAAAGAUAGAUAUUUUUGCGUUUACCUACAGUAGCAGGCACCUUGUAUUGACAUUUCUCUUAUCACACGACAAUAUUCGAUCAAUGUUAUCGCUUUGUGAGGAGUAAUGGGCUUCUGAACCUUUCCGGAGAUCGACUGGUUUUACGUUAUAAGCGGGCUGAAAGCUUUUAGAGGUACAGGUUUGAUUUUAUUUUAUUUUUUGCUUACAGAGAAGGCUAAUAGAAGGCUGUAAUAUGGCUUCAUCUAACAGGAGAGACAACACAUUUACCGGCUACCUGCCACAAUAGACAGAGGGCAAAAUACACACCUAGAGGACCUCACUGUUUAUGGUGACAGCAGCGCCAUCCUGUGGGGGAUUUUUGGUGCGUUUUGUUCCCCGCAGCGUCAAACCGGAAGUAAACCCUAGAGGUCGUCAUGGGGAGCAAAGUCAGCUCCAAAAUGGCAGCUCCCACGGCUCGAGUUAUUCAGGCUGUACGGCCUCAUGCUCCUCUGAUCAAGUUCCCCAACAGACAGGGCCUGGCCAGACCAAAUGUCCAAGAGGCAUUGAAAACGUUAGCACUAAACCUUCCACAACACAAUGCUCCCACUUCGGCUGCAGCAUCGCCUCAGUUAUCAAGACCCCAUGCACCUUUAAUGCCAAUCCCAGGCACGCCAGACACCCUGGCCUCUAUUCAAUUACUGCCUGCAAGGUACCGCAGGAGACCGUUAGCAGCAGAUGAAAUGGAAUACAUUCAGCGCGGUGGACCAGAGUGACAUGAAGCGAUGCCAUCACUGCAACCAAAGUCCUUAUCUGUUGGAGAUCAGUAUGUCUAUAAUCCUGUUCCUCAGCACAAGAGAACCUGAUGCCACAUGUAGGACAAAGUAUUACAUGGAUCCUGCUAAAAUGUACAUAUGUUUGUUGUUAGCUGUUAAAUGUAUUUUAAGUUCAUACCAACAGGCAUCUUCAUUGUAAUACACACUGCAAAGCCACACUA
This is a messenger RNA of Archocentrus centrarchus (flier cichlid), 987 nucleotides long. RefSeq names its product alpha-ketoglutarate dehydrogenase subunit 4 (gene kgd4). Lineage: Eukaryota; Metazoa; Chordata; Actinopteri; Cichliformes; Cichlidae. Gene Ontology annotation, biological process: 2-oxoglutarate metabolic process. The record is from RefSeq and is a predicted model, not a curated record. Gene Ontology annotation, cellular component: oxoglutarate dehydrogenase complex. Gene Ontology annotation, molecular function: oxoglutarate dehydrogenase (succinyl-transferring) activity. The coding region runs from base 428 to 766 and encodes 112 amino acids. The transcript has 5 exons.